Messenger RNA from Gamsiella multidivaricata, 672 nucleotides. RefSeq lists its product as uncharacterized. Lineage: Eukaryota; Fungi; Mortierellomycota; Mortierellomycetes; Mortierellales; Mortierellaceae. The record is from RefSeq and is a predicted model, not a curated record. The transcript is spliced from 3 exons. The coding region runs from base 1 to 672 and encodes 223 amino acids.
AUGUCAAGGCUGGCCUUUGGCAAUGCGAACAUGCCAAAAAUAUGUCUACAGUCGCUGGUUCGACUGAUCGUGACAAUGGAGGACGACGCGGAGGUACGCUGGCACCUAUCAGAACUUCUCGACUACGAUAUUGUACCCCUCCUUGCGACCUAUAUCCGUAGCGAUGACUUUGAACUAGUGUAUUGGGCGCUAGGACUGAUGCAUGAAUUUGCCAUCAAAGGAGUUGCGUUGGAUGAUUUCAAGGAAACGCGAGGUCUUUGUCGAUCCAUUAAUAUGCUGCUGGCAGCGGAGGAAUCAUACAUUUCACGAAUCGUGCUGAGAACACUUAAGUUUCUGAUGCUGCAAGACCCUUUGUUUCAACUGCAGGCGCUCAGUGCGGGGAUUGGACUCAGACUUGCAAAAUGUCUCGCAUCUAAGGACGACGAUGUGAAAUAUUGGGCACUCGGCGUGGCCCACGAGUUCGUACUGCACCCGCAAUGGCGCCGGCAGUUUAUUGACUCUGGAGCGUUUGCACAAGUCAUCAACAUCGGUCUCUCUUCUGUAUCCCGGAAACCUCUGAAGGCGGCUAGUGAGAUCUUACCUGCCAAGGAGUACAUUAUGGAUAUCCUAGUUAUGAUGUGGGGAUCCAGUAAGUUGAAUGUUUGUUAUAAUCCAAAAGUUCGGGUUAUGUGA